This is a messenger RNA of Mauremys reevesii (Reeves's turtle), 1574 nucleotides long. RefSeq names its product leucine rich repeat containing 59 (gene LRRC59). Gene Ontology annotation, molecular function: protein binding. Bases 108 to 1028 code for a protein of 306 amino acids. Lineage: Eukaryota; Metazoa; Chordata; Testudines; Geoemydidae. The transcript is spliced from 8 exons. The record is from RefSeq and is a predicted model, not a curated record.
GCGUGGGGCCCUCUUGGCCAGCGGGCCGGCUCGUUGGCGCUGGUGGGCUGAGACGGGGACGUGGAUGCGGAAGUGGCUGGCAGCCGAGGAGUGGGGCGGCGCGGAUCAUGGCAAAAGCUGGAGGAAAAGGAGUAAACCUGAAAGACAAACUUGAUGGCAAUGAAUUGGACUUGAGCCUGAGUGACCUGAAUGAGAUACCAGUCAAAGAACUGGCUGCGCUUCCAAAGGCUACCAUAUUGGAUUUGUCCUGUAACAACCUCACUUCCCUACCGUCGGACUUCAGCAGUUUGACCCACCUGGUGAAACUUGAUCUGAGUAAAAAUCAGCUUCAGCAGCUCCCCUCAGACUUUGGUCGCCUGGUUAACCUGCAGCACCUGGACCUCCUGAACAACCGAUUAGUCAUGCUACCAGUCAGUUUUGCACAGCUCAAGAAUCUGAAGUGGUUGGAUCUGAAGGACAACCCCUUGGAUCCUACCCUGGCCAAAGUGGCAGGAGACUGCCUGGAUGAGAAGCAAUGUAAACAGGCCGCUAUCAGAGUGCUGCAGCAUAUGAAAACUCUCCAAUCUGAGCAGGAUCGAGAAAGGCAACGAAGGCUACAAGCAGAGCGAGAAAUGGAGAAGAAGCGUGAAGCAGAGCAGCGAGCAAGGGAGGCUCAGGAGAGGGAACUCCGGAGGCGAGAGAAGGCAGAAGAAAAGGAACGCAGGAGACGGGAGUAUGAUGCACUAAGAGCGGCAAGGCAAGAGAUGGAAACACAAACGAAAAAAGAAAGCAAUGAGAUCCCAAAGCUUUCAUCAGUUUCUCAUCCAUCUCAGCUGCCCCGGCACAGGCGCUCCUGGUUCCAGGCAUUGUUGAAGCUGCUGCUCUUGAUAUUUCUGUGUGCCCUUAGUACUGUGGCUGUUUGUCGGGUGACGGAGCUGCAGCGCCAGUCUCUGUGCAUCAGCGUGAACGCUCUCUAUGAGGAUGUGGUAACUGCUCUGCAAAGCCACAAAAUUGUGCAAAAUGUAUUACAUCAGAACUCGCAGCAGUGAUGCUGCUACCUGGACAUGUGCAUUGUCAGCAUCUCUUGCCACCAUUGACACAGCCAGAAUUCCUAUGGAAUUGUGUUCUGGUGAAACUGCCUUUAAUCAGUCAGCACUGGAUUUGCUGGUCCAUUCAGAACAGAGCAGAACUACUGCUUAGAUCAUUUUUGUUGUGCUUGUGUCUCAGCUGGUCUGCAACUCCUGUUUGCUAACAUUAAAUUAGAACAUGUUAAGACUCUCUCCCUCGCUCAUGGAGCAGGAGGUUGCCAGUCAACAGAGGAGUGAGGAAAGCCAUAACCCAUCUGGGUAACUAUGGCCCUGUAAGGAGGUGGAGUAUAUCCAUCUUCUUGCUGACACUUGCAAGAAGGUUCAUGCAAACCUUUGCUAAAAUCAGUGGUGGUGUGGCUGUAUGGUAUAGAAAUAUACAUAAGCCCAUUCCAGGACCCAUUAGAAGUAUGUAGGAUGGCUGUGUAUUGAGACAUCAGGGUGGCGGAGUGAUGAAAUGCUAUUGAAAUAAGAAUUGUCAGCUUUGUCAAUAUAACAGUUUUCGCAGCA